Messenger RNA from Ipomoea triloba (trilobed morning glory), 902 nucleotides. Its product is annotated as photosynthetic NDH subunit of subcomplex B 5, chloroplastic. NCBI's taxonomy places the organism in Eukaryota, Viridiplantae, Streptophyta, Magnoliopsida, Solanales, Convolvulaceae. The record is from RefSeq and is a predicted model, not a curated record. Gene Ontology annotation, cellular component: chloroplast. Gene Ontology annotation, biological process: response to oxidative stress. The transcript is spliced from 5 exons. Bases 45 to 716 code for a protein of 223 amino acids.
UUUCUCAAAGUUUUUCAAGAAAACAUCAUCUAGCUUAGCAGGAAAUGGCGGGUUCAGAAACACUGUCACUGGUCUCUAAAAUUCCAGUGCCUAAACUCGGGUCUCCAAAACCUGAAAGAUGUCAAGUGAAGCAUAGGGUGUUCAUGAAUGGUAACAUAAAACCAUUUUCUUUGAAUCUUGGAAGAAAACAUGAAGGUAAGAGACCAAGAAGGCUGUAUGCUGGGUUUGCAGAGAUUGAGCCAGACCUUAAUGAGGAUCCGGUUGACCAGUUUAGGACUAAUGGCAUUUCCGCAGAAGAUUUUGUGUAUGGGAAGUAUGAUAGUCACCAUACAUACUAUGAAGCUGAAGAUAUAAAAGGUGGGUUUUGGGAAACCCUUUCAGCAGAGUAUAAUUCGAUUGGACCACCAACUGGCUUUCAAGGUUUUAUAGCAUGGAUGUUUCUUCCUGCAAUUGCAGCAGGGAUGUAUUUCAAUGUUCCGGGAGAGUAUUUGUAUAUUGGAGCAGGUGUGUUCACCAUAAUCUUCUGCAUCAUUGAAAUGGACAAGCCCAGUGAGGCACACAACUUUGAGCCACAGAUUUACAGCAUGGAGAGAGGGGCCAGGGACAAGUUAAUCUCAGAUUACAACACCAUGGACAUCUGGGAUUUCAAUGAGAAGUAUGGAGACCUCUGGGAUUUCACUGUCACAACAACUGCAGAUGAUAUCAUGAAGAGAUGAAAUUAAAGCAAUUAGUGGAUUUGGUGUUUCUUUGGAAAUGUAGCUCCAAGAAGUUGCAGGGAUAGAUGAAAACAAUAUUAUAAGCUUACAAUUAUACCUAUAAAAUGUAGAAAAUCACAAGCUUUUUUUAAUAUUUGUCAACCCAAACUUCAUUACAUUAUACUAAGUUUUUGAAAGGAGAAAGCA